This is a messenger RNA of Nematostella vectensis (starlet sea anemone), 3042 nucleotides long. Its product is annotated as vacuolar protein sorting-associated protein 41 homolog. Gene Ontology annotation, molecular function: protein binding. The record is from RefSeq and is a predicted model, not a curated record. Bases 99 to 2777 code for a protein of 892 amino acids. NCBI's taxonomy places the organism in Eukaryota, Metazoa, Cnidaria, Anthozoa, Actiniaria, Edwardsiidae. Gene Ontology annotation, biological process: endosomal vesicle fusion; protein targeting to vacuole; cellular response to starvation. The transcript has 38 exons. Gene Ontology annotation, cellular component: HOPS complex; late endosome.
UGUAAACGAUAAAGAAAAAAUAUUCUCCGUUUAUAAAAGAAUUCAAAUAUUUGACUCACUGAAAUGUUUGGGAUGGAUGUGGAAAUUUGAACCUGACUAUGAAUCCCCAUCAUGCAGCGCGAGAGGGCCCUUCCAAAAUGGCGGACGGGAAGAAUGACGCAGAUAGCAGAAAGACGGAUGAGAAUGAAGAUGACGACUCUGAGGGUGACGAGGAAGAAGAAGAGGAGGAGCCUAAACUGAAAUAUGAAAGACUUGGAAAUGCUGUCAAUGAGAUACUCAGGAAAGAUGAGUGUGCCAGUUGCAUGGCUGUCCAUUCUAAGUUUCUUGCUCUUGGAACACACUACGGCGUAGUUCAUGUUAUGGACCACUUGGGAAACAGUAUAAGAAGCAAGGAGUUCCCAUCACACACCACUGCAGUGAACCAGAUUAGUAUUGAUGAGAAGGGGGAUUAUAUAGCAAGCUGCUCAGAUGAUGGCAGGGUUGUCAUCAAUGGUCUUUACAGCUCUGAGAACAAUGUGCAAGCAACCUUUGACAGUCCCAUCAAAUCAAUUGCUCUAGAUCCAGAAUUCUCCACCAAGACCACAAAGUUGUAUGUUACAGGAGGGAGCAAGCUGACAUUGACUGAAAGGGGGUGGUUCAGGAACAAGACCACUGUUCUUCACGAAGGAGAAGGGGCCAUCAGGACCAUCAAGUGGCGUGCUACUUUCAUAGCCUGGUCAAAUGAUGUGGGAGUGAGAGUGUUUGACACAAGUUCCAAAAAAGUUAUCACUUACAUCAAGCGAGACCAAGGAAGUCCUCGCCCCCAACUUUAUCGUGGCAACUUAUGGUGGAAAGAUGAUGUGACCUUGGUAAUUGGAUGGGCAGACAAUAUCACGAUUUGUGUUGUCAAAACUCGGGACCAUGAAGUGAGGGAUCUUCCUUCACGAUAUGUAGAAAUUGUUGGCAAGUACAAGACUGAGUACUACAUCAGUGGAAUAGCCUCACUUGGCAAAGAGAUUGUCAUACUCUCCUAUAUGACAGAUAUUGAGGCUGGCGAUAAAAGGCAAGCGGGUGAGCUCUCAGCGCAGCGGCCACAGCUCCGCCUCCUUCAGUGCCUAAGUCUGAACGAGAGUGAAGAGAUGUCAGCGGACGCCCUCUCCAUAAGAGGAUACCAGCACUACCGCUGUGAUGAUUACCAUCUAGCCCCUCUUGUUGAAGUUAUUGAUUCUGGCUCAUCCCAUAUCAAGGAAAAUGUUGCAGAAGAGAACUUGUUUUACAUUGUCAGUCCCAAAGACAUUGUUUUGGCUAAGCCCAGAGAUAUGGACGACCACUUAACAUGGCUGAUUGAACAUGGAAAAUUUGAAGAGGCAAUGGUUGCUGUUGAGCGUCACAAAAAGGAAGUGAAGAAGCACAGUUACCAGGAUAUUGGGCGUGCCUUCCUCAAGUCUCUGAUGGAUGAUGGAGACUAUGAGCAGGCAGCAAGGGUGUGUGUCAAAGUACUAGGGGAGGACAAAAAGCUUUGGGAAGAUGAAGUGUACAAGUUUGCUCGCAAAAAGCAGCUUAAGGCCAUAGCUCCCUAUAUACCACGAGGGAAUCUUCGACUGAGCAAAGCAAUAUAUGAGAUGGUGUUAGAUGACUUUCUCAAGACAGAUAGCAAGAAAUUUCAAGACUUGGUAAAGGAAUGGCCUGCAGAUUUAUACAGCGUUCAGACAAUUAUAGCCGCGGUCCAGGAGCAGCUAGAGGCUGAGCCAGAAAACAUCAUUCUAUUGGAAACUUUGGGAGAAAUGUACACGUACCUGAAAAGAUAUGAUAAAAGCUUGGCUAUCUUUCUGAAGCUACGCCAUCCAGAUGUCUUCAAUUUGAUUCAUCAACACAACCUUUUCAAAUCCGUCCAGGAAAACAUAGUCAUGCUCAUGGAAUUUGACGCAGAGAGAGCUGUAAAGAUGUUGAUUGAAAAUGUCGACAAAGUUCCGGUGGAGGAUGUUGUGCGUCAACUUAGCAAGCGCAAUGAGCUACUACACCUGUAUCUGGAUUCUCUAUACCAGAAAGACCCUCAAGCAGGGAUGGAUUUCCAUGAAUUGCAGGUUGGGCUGUACGCAGAAUUCAACAGAAGUCGUCUUCUUCCUUUCCUUCGUAGCAGUAACUAUUAUCCUCUGCAAAAGGCGUUGGCAGACUGUGAACAGCGUCACCUUAUUGCUGAGAUGGUCUUUCUACACAGCCGAAUGGGGAACAUCAAGCAAGCGCUGCAUCUCAUUAUCGAGGAGGAACAGGACGUCGAUCAGGCGAUCGAAUUUUGCAAAGAGCAGAAUGACGAAGAAUUGUGGGAAGAUUUGAUCAAGUAUUCGCUCGACAAGCCAUCCUUCAUCACGUGUCUACUGCACAACAUCGGGACCCACGUGGAUCCUAUCAGGCUCAUCAAGCGAAUUCCACAAGGAAUGAAGAUUCCAGGCCUGCGAGAUUCACUUGUAAAAAUUUUACAAGAUUACAACUUACAGAUCUCAUUGAGGGAGGGAUGCAAAAAAAUUUUAGUCAAGGACAGCGUGUCACUCAUGAACCGCCUCAUCAAAGUCCAGCAACGCGGCGCAUGUGUCGAUGAGGACAUUGUUUGUCAAGGUUGCCGUGGAUCCGUUCUUGCGUCUGACAGUCGAAGGGCGUCCGAUGUCAUCGUUUUCUUCUGCAAGCAUGUGUACCACAGAGACUGUAUAACCCUGCGGGGCGUGGGCCCUUUCUGUCAAAUCUGCACAGCACACAGCCAGGUGAAGAGGAUGCGAAGUAGACUUGGGACCAUGUACAAGUAGGCAGAUCAAAUAAGGGUUAGGAGCAACUCCCAUGGUUCCCAUACACGGAGACUCUUAUCGUCGAGCAGAUCUAAUGUUGAUUUUUACUUAAUAACAGCGUCUUCUUGCACGAGUCAGUAUUCGCUCAUGGGCGCAUGCGUGCGUUGUACACAGGCAACCCAUCUACGCCUAGAGUAGAGAUAGAUUUUGAGGGCGUACACGGAUAUUAUUAUCGUCUUGUCAAAUCAUUUAGAAAAAUCCCUAAAUACAAUAUUGAAUACAAUGA